This is a messenger RNA of Histoplasma mississippiense, 2349 nucleotides long. RefSeq lists its product with no specific name. The record is from RefSeq and is a predicted model, not a curated record. Lineage: Eukaryota; Fungi; Ascomycota; Eurotiomycetes; Onygenales; Ajellomycetaceae. The transcript is spliced from 7 exons. Bases 1 to 2349 code for a protein of 782 amino acids.
AUGAGGCCGCUGGCCGCACAUCCAGAAUCUACACCGCAAAUUCUCAGAAAAGUGUGGGGACGGUCCGGCGAAAAGUUCAACAAGAAAAGCUUCUGCUAUGCUGAACUGAAGACUACAGAAGAGGAAUUCCUUGAGAAUCUGACAGCAGGCCGAGUCAAGACAUAUUUUGACUGGGUCAAGAACACCCAUCAGAACAGCAUCAAGGCAGCAUCAGCCUUUGACUCUUACUGGCGGGUCCUGAAGAUCCUGUAUGUGGAGCGCACUGGUCAUGGCAUGGACAGCGGGAUGGAACAGAUUUGUCUGAACUAUAAGAACGUCGUGAUCAAGAGAUGGGGUCUCCGGCGACAGCGGAGGAGGGGCACGUCUGGCACCAAGGAUGAUGUGUACCGCAUCCUCCACGCCCAUUGGACGUGGUGUACGAAGGCGUAUGCUGAUGAGAAGCAGCAACUCUACAUUGCUGCAGAUAUCCUCUUGUCCUUCAUCUCCAGUGGCAGACUGGUCUCACUGUUCAACACCCGGAUCAAAACCGGUGAUGCGAAAGCUGGAGAUGGACAGUCAAAGAGAGUGUUGCACACAGUGAGCAAGAGCUCAACAAAGAGGACCAACCGUCGCCAUCACCGUCCCCGAGCCACAGGGGCCACCCCCGACCACUACUCAACAGCGGGAUCCAGGAUCGGCCAGCACGGUAGCAGACCCACAGCAUCAGAGAAACACAAUCAUAUGAGCAAUGAUACGGACUUUGACUCAGGGUAUGUUGACGAAGAGAGUGACAGCACUAGCGGCAGUUCUGAGGAAUCUCUGUUUGGUGAGCUCGUGCGAGAAAACGAUACUGACACCGAGUCGAGUGCAGAGUCAGUGGAAAGCGGCUGCACCAGUGAUACAUCCGCUGACAAUGACCUCAGUGAACUUGGCCGCUUCAUAGAGGACAUGACAGACGACGAGUAUGAUGCAGGCCCUGAGAAGACUGGGGCCAUUGUCUGGUGGCAUAUCAGCUUCCACAUCAUUCGGAGCCCUGUGGCUGGCCGGCCAAACAUCCUCCUAGCCAAGGUCACACUCCUCCACACCAAGGGUGAAGACAAGAAGCUGAAAACAUUCAUCAUCAGCCACAAUCCGGAGCCGCUCCUGGAUCUUCUGAGGCACCUUCUCUCCAUGGCAAUAGAUGAUGAGAUCUUUGCGCCUGAAUUUGAGAAGCUUGAAGACAUCUACUGGUAUCUCAUCCCAUCCUAUCUAGAUGGUAUGAGUCUAAAGAUCAAGGCAGAGAUGCUUGACGUGCCGGUGUUCCGCCAGCCCGAACGCACGGGCGAUGGUCUGACCCAGUAUGUCUGGCGAUGCUCUCUCAUCAACGCCAUCAACAACAAAGCUCCGUCCUCUGUUCAGGAUCAAGUAGCCGAUCACGAAUCCAAUGCAGUACAGUACUAUCUGGACACGGUCAUCCACUUCAAUCUGGAAGCCGCGGCCAUGGAGCUUCCGUCCAAUGAUGUGGUCCAGAAAGCAGCCCAUGGGCUGUUCUUGAACGCCGACGCCACUGCCCCGACGGAACUUACCGACGAGCUGAAAAGAAAGAUCACCGAGAAUCCAAAGAUCAUAGAGCUUACCGAGCGUAGUAAAGAGUUGACCCAGAAGCUGAGGGCGAUGGGAUUCCGUUCCGUGCCGGCAGCGCAGGGCAAAACUCCACUGUACGAAGAGAAGAUGAAGGUGGUUUCCCGGCUGAACCGCAGCAAAGUUUACCUUCACUCCAAGCUUAUCGAACGGCAGAGGCGGUGGCACUUCCGGCAUGCUGAUAUGGAGCGAUUCAACCAGCGACUCCGCAACAGCGCCGUCGGUGAGUCUUUGGAUGAGUGUCCGGCCCCGCCACCACUUCAGAUCUCGGAACGGAGACGGGUCGUUGAACUGACAUGCGCUGGCACUCAGGAACUGACUGAGGAUGAGCAGUUCGCGCGCCGGUGUGCGUGCAUCAUCGUCUGGUUCAAGCUGCAGCGUCGGAAGGAGGUUCAGCGUCGGGGCCGUCACAAGAAACAGCAGCCGUCCCAGCGAGAUUUCCAACCAAACCCGCCCCUAGACACCGUGCGGGCGAAAGAAUCCAUUCCGGCGAAGCUGGGCGAAAAGCAGUGCCCAUUCUGCGUCGCUGAUAUCUCGUUGCCUUGGGGGGAGCGGCUGAAGGUCCGGGAGCGCACGAACAAGUUCUGGAACCAUAUCGAGAGCGUCCACCGCGAGGAGCUGAAAGCAUACUCCACCGGACAAAAGCACUGCGGGAUCUGCAAAGUACAGGGUGUCACCUUCACUCCACCAUCCAUCAUGGAAUUCAAGAGUCAUACUCUGAGCGUACAUGGUCCCCGUCUGCGCCCAUGA